This is a messenger RNA of Dendronephthya gigantea, 525 nucleotides long. RefSeq names its product neurexin-4-like. The transcript has a single exon. The coding region runs from base 16 to 525 and encodes 169 amino acids. Lineage: Eukaryota; Metazoa; Cnidaria; Anthozoa; Malacalcyonacea; Nephtheidae. The record is from RefSeq and is a predicted model, not a curated record.
CGAGUAUUUUGUGACAUGACUUCAAAGGGCGCUGUUGGUGUGACAGAGAUUGGACAUGACAGUGAAUCAAGAACACUCGUGAAGGGAUAUGAAGUUCCUGGCUCUUAUAAUCGAACGAUUAAGUAUGAGAUUUCUAUCGAGCAGAUUGUCGCCAUUAUGAAUCAGUCAAUCAAUUGUGAGCAGUUUAUAAGGUAUGAAUGUUACCAUAGCAGGCUGUUAAAAGGCUCUUUUGGCUCGUGGGUAUCACGUCAUGGCACAGAGAUGAAUUACUGGGGAGGAGCGGCAGUCAACAGUGGAAAAUGUGCCUGUGGAAUGACCAACAGCUGUGCAGGUGAGGAAACAUGUAAUUGUGACAAGAAUGACAAGGAAUUGCGUGAAGACAGUGGAUACCUGACAGACAAGAACACGCUGCCUGUUACUGAACUGAGAUUCGGAGAUACUGGCAGGACAUUUGGUAAUGGAAAACAAGAGCAUCAGUCUGAGCGUGGUUAUCAUACACUGGGAAAAUUACGAUGUUGGGGUUGA